Molecule: messenger RNA, 2165 nt
Organism: Lepus europaeus (European hare)
Lineage: Eukaryota; Metazoa; Chordata; Mammalia; Lagomorpha; Leporidae
Product: solute carrier family 26 member 10-like
Biological process (GO): transmembrane transport
Cellular component (GO): membrane
Molecular function (GO): oxalate transmembrane transporter activity; sulfate transmembrane transporter activity; bicarbonate transmembrane transporter activity
Source: RefSeq, a predicted model, not a curated record
AUGAGUGGGCUACGGGGCGCCAGGACCCGGCCAGGCCUGGGAGAGACCUCCGACCUGAAGUACCCGCUGGGCACCAGGCUCAGGGAACCUCUCACUGAGGUUCGGUUCCAGCAGCUUUUCGGGGGCGCAGAGCAGGAACCCGAGCUCCCGGCAGAGUCCUUCUGGCCCAGGCUCUGGAGGCUUCGGGCCCGCGCUUGCUCCAGGCGGGGGGCGUGGCGCCUGCUGCAGGCGCGGCUGCCCCCGCUGCGCUGGCUGCCCUCGUACCGCUGGCGGGCCUGGCUGCUCGGGGAUGCCGUGGCCGGAGUGACCGUGGGCGUCGUGCACGUGCCCCAGGGCAUGGCCUUUGCCCUCCUGACCUCCGUGCCCCCAGUGUUCGGACUCUACACAUCUUUCUUCCCCGUCCUUAUCUACAGCUUGCUGGGCACUGGGAGACAUCUGUCCACGGGAACCUUUGCGGUCCUCAGCCUCAUGACCGGCUCGGUGGUAGAGCGGCUGGUGCCCGAACCCCUUGCGGGGAACCUGAGCGAGAUCGAGCGGGAGCAGCUGGACGCCCAGAGAGUUGGGGCGGCCGCGGCAUUGGCCUUCGGGAGCGGGGCGCUGAUGCUGGCGAUGUUCGCGCUGCAGCUCGGCGUCCUGGCCACCUUUCUGUCCGAGCCUGUGGUCAAGGCGCUGACCAGCGGGGCCGCGAUGCACGUGCUCGUGUCCCAGCUGCCGAGCCUUUUGGGGUUGUCCCUCCCCCGCCAGAUCGGCUGCUUCUCUCUCUUCAAGACGCUGGCCGCCGUGCUGAUGGCGCUGCCCCGGAGCAGUCCGGCCGAACUGACCAUCUCGGCGCUCAGCCUGGCGUUGCUGGUACCGGUGAAGGAAUUGAACGUGAGGUUCCGAGACAGGCUGCCCACCCCGAUCCCAGGGGAAGUCGUCAUGGUGCUUCUGGCCACCGUGCUCUGUUUCACCUCCUCCCUGGACACAAGAUACAACGUUCAGAUAGUGGGGCUGCUGCCCGAAGGGGUGAGAGACUGAUUUCCCCAGCCCCUCUUCCCCAACCUGGCUGAGCUGCCUGGGACUCUGGCCAACUCGCUGCCCAUUGCACUGGUUACUUUUGCCGUGUCCGCCUCCCUGGCCUCCAUCUAUGCAGACAAGUAUUGUUACACCAUUGACUCCAACCAGGAGCUCUUGGCGCAUGGUGUCUCCAACCUCAUUUCCUCCCUCUUCUCUUGCUUCCCCAACUCUGCCACGCUGGCCACGACCAGCCUUCUCGUGGAUGCUGGUGGGAAUACACAGCUGGCAGGCCUCUUCUCCUGCACAGUGGUCCUGUCCGUGCUGCUGUGGCUCGGGCCCUUCUUCUACUACCUGCCCAAGGCUGUCCUGGCUUGCAUCAACAUCUCCAGCAUGCGCCAGAUGUUCUUCCAGAUGCACGAACUGCCCCAACUCUGGCGCAUCAGCCGUGUGGACUUUGCUGUGUGGAUGGUCACAUGGGUGGCUGUGGUGACCCUGAGCCUGGAGUUGGGUCUGGCCGUGGGUGUGGUCUUCUCUAUGAUGACCGUGGUCUGCCGUACUCAGAGGGUGCAGUGCCUGGCACUUGGACACGCUGCGGGGACUGAGCUCUACAGGCCGCUCAGAGACAGCCACGAGCUCCUGCAGGUGCCUGGGCUCUGCAUCCUGAGCUGCCCAAUGCCUCUCUACUUUGGGACCCGCGGGCAGUUCCGUCGCAGCCUAGAGUGUCACCUGGGGCUUGGAGAAAGAGGCAAGGACACUCCAAAGCCAGAAGGCCCACCUGACACAGUUGCUGAGCCUGUCAGAGUGGCAAUCCUAGACUUCAGUGGUGUGACCUUUGCAGAUGCUGCUGGGGCCAGGGAGGUGGCACAGCUAGCCUGCCGAUGCCAAGACGCUGGGAUCCAUCUCCUGCUGGCUCAGUGUAAUGCCUCAGUGCUGGGGACACUGACCCGGGCAGGCCUCCUGGACACAGUGACCCCAGAGCAGCUGUUUGUCAGUGUCCAGGAUGCAGCCGCUCAUGCCUUGGAGAGACUGGAGCUCACUGGCCCCAAGAUUUGCACAGUGUGGCUCUGAUGGUUCCUGGGGUGCAGAGGGCCCCGUCUGUGGGUGAGAAGGCCGUGGCUGGCCCAUGAGUCCCCUUGCUUGGUGUGAUGAAUAAAAUGAAGUCGCGUGCC